AUGGAGCCAUCUUGCAGAUUAUGUACGAAUACUGAUCAAACACUCACAAGUAUAGCGGAUUAUCGCAUUCCUGCUGUAGAACGACAAGCAGCUGCAGUCACACUGGAUCAUCUCAUUGAACAGUAUUUAGCGAUUAGCGUUAAUCCAUCCACGUAUGAUCCCUUGAUUUGUGCCAAUUGUUUGCAGCGGAUAGAAGAAUGGCAUGCAUUUCGCGAAAGUUGUCAACAACACGAUCGUUUGUUCCAGGAGAAGAAAAUCUCGUUGGACCAGGUGGUCAAAACCGAACCUCCAUGCGAAUUAUAUAUUACCGGCUAUGGAACGAAAUCAGACAAGAGAUCAAACGAUACGGAAGCGACACAGCUAGAGGAAGAUUUCGACGAGGACGUGAUACAGUUGCCAUCGGAAACGGAAAGCUCAAACCAUGUGUCGAAUGCGUCACCCUCUCCGGUAAUGCAAUCUGAGCAGAACGAUCCUUCGAGUAGAGUAAGUCGACGAACGCGACAGGAAGGUCGCAGACUGCAAGUAACUAAGAGGAAACGAGGACGACCAAAAAAGUUAAAAGAAAAUUCCGAGCGGUUGACGCCUAUAAAAUUUGCUGACCAGCCUGUAAGAAAACAGCGACCUAUACCAAAAAUUUGCUCAAUCUGUGGCGUUGCUCGAACCGAUAUGGCAGCCCACAUGCGCUGGCACAACAAUGAGCGCCCGUACCAGUGUCCGCACUGUCCAAAGAUAUUCCUAAACAGUUCGAAUUUGAAGAACCACAUCAAUCUGCACACGCGUGAGAAAAUGUACAAAUGCGAUCUCUGCGAUAAGGAGUUUCCCAGCAGCACCGGGCGCAGCAAACAUCGGGAAACGCACACUACAGAACGAUCCCAUUUGUGUAACGUUUGUGACAAAUCGUUCAAAUACCGUGCAUCGCUGGCACGGCACAAGCUGAUCCAUUUCGAAGAACCGAAGGAAAAAUGUUCAGUGUGCGAUAUGCUGUUCCUGACAAAAACUAGACUAACGAAACACUUUUUGGUGCACAUGAACGUAAAACCGUUCAGUUGUGAAGUUUGCGGAAAAGCGUUCAACCGGAAGGACAAUCUUAAAACCCACAAGAAGACGCAUAUAACGGGAAGGAGAAGCGAGAAAAAGCGAGAAAUGGAAGAGGGUUUGGAGAAAAUUGAUCUAAUUUCCAAAAGGGAUCGCAUGAAAGACUAG
Molecule: messenger RNA, 1203 nt
Organism: Anopheles marshallii
Lineage: Eukaryota; Metazoa; Arthropoda; Insecta; Diptera; Culicidae
Product: zinc finger protein 184-like
Exons: 3
Coding region: 1-1203 (400 amino acids)
Biological process (GO): regulation of transcription by RNA polymerase II
Cellular component (GO): nucleus
Molecular function (GO): zinc ion binding; DNA-binding transcription factor activity, RNA polymerase II-specific; RNA polymerase II cis-regulatory region sequence-specific DNA binding
Source: RefSeq, a predicted model, not a curated record